Molecule: messenger RNA, 2958 nt
Organism: Klebsormidium nitens
Lineage: Eukaryota; Viridiplantae; Streptophyta; Klebsormidiophyceae; Klebsormidiales; Klebsormidiaceae
Source: the annotation of a GenBank genome assembly
AUGAGCCUCGUCGAAGAGGUCGGCGGCGGAGACGUCCGAAUUUACGAUGAUUCGGAGUUAGCAGCAGUUUUGGGGGACGGGAGCGGAGCGGAAGGCUGGGAUCCGGACGCGCCGGUCUUGGGCGAAGUCAUGGCAGAGCGGCCGUACCUAUGGCCGUUUCGGGACGCCAACCAAGCGGCGCGGGCCGGCUUUUUGGACGAAUGCGCUGAAGAGUGCAGUGGACGAGUCUGUGUGCAGCUUAUCGGCUUCUGGCUGUUUGUCUUGGGUCACGCUGUCCGGUGCGCCCGUCGAGACCGCGUCGAACAGUUUGCAGAGUUGUGCGUAAAGGUGAUACGGUGCGUGGAGGGUCUGCUGGAAUCGCGUGCUUUCUCAGUCGUCAUAUCGGGCGCGCAGUCGAUCAACCGUUUUUUUCUGCUCGGUUAUGUCGAGUGGAUCAAAGGCUGUGUGGAAGGUUCACAGCUUUCGAUUGCUGAAGCAAUGGACCAGUACGCGCGCGUGAUCGCGCGGGUGGGGGCCGACCGGUCGAGGCCGGAGCAGACGAGCCGCGCAUGGCUGCAAACGACGUCAGCGGCGAUGGCGGGAAGCGCGGAUGUCGUCAAGCAGAUCGAGGCGGAGCUUGUACAGCUCAUGGCGAGCUCAACCAUAUUCCUGCAGCAGCGGCUGAGAGUGCCUAGUUUCGUUAGCGAACGGUUCGAUCGGCGACAGCUCACAGGAAGUGUGCAAGUGCCCAAGAGAUUGAAGACUUUUAAGACGAACCCUUCAGCCGCAUCCGGGUUGCGUCAUCUGCGGACUUGGAAAGAGCAGCAAGGCGCUCUGCUAGUGCCGCGUUCCGAGCCGGUUACGACGGGGCCGUUCGAUUUCAAGGAGCGCAGCGAGGACGAGGUGUUGGCGCGGAGCGCCGGACGGAAGCGGGCACGGCCGGCGGCGACAGAGCAACCGGCGGACGGCGGUCGGCCGGCCGCGAGGCGAAGGAUCAACCGCGGGGGGGGAGCUGGGUCGGGCAGCGGCCGCGUCGCCGCGGGCGGACGGGCGCGAGGCGCGGCUGAACAAACCGAGGCGACACGGCGGCGGAAGCGGCAGCGGCGAGUGGUGAGCUCGGAUGAGGAAGGCGGCCGAGGGACGGACAGCAGUUUCGGGGUGGAGUUUUGUCACGUGCUGGACUUAAUGAUGCCGAAAAUCAUGUCGGAGUGGGCGUGGACGUUCGGGCUUCUGAAAGCACAGAGACGGUUCGUGGAGGGGCAGUCGUGGAUGGGUGACGUCGAGCUUGGGCAGCGGAUCAAAAACAACGGCUUGGUGGUCCUACUGGAACGGCUCUUCAGCGGAAAGCACCGCACGGAAUGGGCGUCCGCCGGAAUGUGGCUGCCGGGCUUCGGCGACGUCCGCGCUGCUGACUUUAACCGGGAUCUGCGGCUGGAAGGUUUCUUGCGAUGGUUUCCAUACUGGCGUCCGGCGUACGUUAAGUAUCGGAUAUACGUUUCGCUUGGUGUGUUCGCCAAAGCUGCUGGCGCUUUGGGCGUGCUGCGCGGAAGUCCACUGUUCAUUCCAGGAACAGUGGUAGACGCGCUCUCGAUGCCGGGGCCGGAGCAUCUACGGCCCGGGCCUUUAUUAAAACUUCUUAAGCGGGAGGGGUUAGCUUGGGUGGGGUUAACGGAGGAGAUGCGCGAGAUCAACGCAAUCACGCUGAACGCGCUGGCGAAGCUCACGAAAGAGAGCUGCGAAAUGGAGAGGGAAGAGCCCAACGAGAAUCCGAAGCCGUGGCCUGCGGACAGGAUCGACGAAGCGGAGAUCGUGCGCCGCCAGCAGAUGGCCGUCAGAGUCCGCGAAGCGCACAAGGGUUUUCGGCAGGAGCGCCUGAAAGACAGGCGCGAGCAAGGGAUGCGGGAGAUCAGAGGAUCUUUGCCGGGGGAUCCGAGUGAGUCGGACAUCAAAAGUACGACAGAAUGGCACUCAAUGUCAAGCAGGUCGAAGCGGUACCUCACGGACUUUCAUCUGAUGGAGCCCACGCCAUCAAUGGGGGUCGGAGGCGAGCGAGCGGCGCAAGCGUUUCUUGGAGCAGAGGACCCAAUCACGAGCCCGUUGCAGUCGAGGACGGCGGCGGCUGCGGGCUUUGUCCACAGCGGUGAUGUAAAUAUGGAUCGGCCGGAAACGGAGGGCGGCGGCGCGGAGACGAACUCACGUGAGAUAGGAGCGGUUUCAAAGCGGGAAGAUAGGGCGGCAGCAACGGUCCAGGGGGGUCAAGGAGUUACAGCGACGGCAGCAGAGCUGGCGAAGGAGAUGGACUUGAUGAGACAGGCGCACAGAGCGGCGGCUAUCGCGGGGGACGAUCAUGAGGUAAGACGCAUAGCUCCCGCACUCCAGGCGCUGCAGCUGCGGCACGAGAAAUUGACGGACAGAGAGUUCUUGGGAACGCCAGUGGAGCCGCGGAUCCAUCCUCCAAAUCACGCGAACGGGCUGAGCGGGCGGCCGGCGGAGCGGAAAGAUAUGUCGCGUCCGGGAGAGCGGAUUCCGGCUGUCUCAGCCGGAGUGAAGGCGGGCGGAACGGCGGCCGGCAAGGGAAGCACGGAAUCUGCCGAUAAAGCGAGCGCGGUGAGCGCGCGGCCGGCGGGGCGCGAAGACCGGCCGCGCCCGGUAGAGCGGAUUCCGGCCGUCCCGGUCGCAGAGAAGGUGAGCGGAACGGCAGCAGGCAAGCAGAGCACGGAAUCUACAAAUCCAGCGAACGCGGUGAGCGGGCGGCCCACGGGGCAGAAAGAUAAGCCGCGCCCGGCAGAGCGGAUUCCGGGCGUCCCAGCCGGAGUUGAGGUGGGCGGAACGGCAGUAGCUCCCCGGGCUGGGGGCGUUAUGGCCACGGCGUUGGGAGUCCUCAGAGGGUCAGAACGGGCUUUAGGCAAAGAUCCGGCGGAACGGGAUGGGCGGGAGUCUGGGGAAGAGCCCGUUGCAAGCUGUAGGACGGUCUCGUGA